AUGGGCGGUGCUCUCUCCCCCUCGUCGCUACUCAAGACCAGCUCUCUGCCCGUGCUUCCCUCUAACAUCGUUCUCCAUCCGGCCGCUCCCAGCACGGACUCGUCGCUCGUCUCCACGCGCUGCGACUGCACCAUCCACGCCGCCUCCUCGUCUCUCAACCCCAUCGCCGCCAUUUCUUCUCCCUCCCGCCUCCAGCGCCGUCUCUACUAUUGGGAUGCCGCGUGCCAUGGCAGCAGUCCCCGCGGGCCCGCUCUCGUGCGCACGCAGUCGUGCGCGACGCCGUCAGUCGCCGUCGAGCUCGCCUGCGAGCAGUCGUGCACGUCGUCGCCGUCGUGCCGGCGGACGCUCUCCUGCCCGCAGUGGACUACUCGUAACGCACCACGCGGGGCCGCGGCAGAGCCUGCUGAUGUAACGACGCGAGCCUGCGAGUCGCAAGCGGCUCCCGUUGCUUCUAACGCAGCUCGGUCGUCGACUCGCCACGGGCCCCCGUGCGUGGACGUGCGUCGCGCCGAUGAGUCCGUGUUUCACUGGGCCGCGCGCACGCGGAUUCAGCGGGCGCAAGCCGCACUCGCCGAUUGA
Molecule: messenger RNA, 579 nt
Organism: Closterium sp. Yama58-4
Lineage: Eukaryota; Viridiplantae; Streptophyta; Zygnematophyceae; Desmidiales; Closteriaceae
Source: the annotation of a GenBank genome assembly